AUGGCGCGACGGCGCGCGACGGCGACGCGAACGGCGACGCGCGCGCUCGUCGCGGCGCUCGCGGCGCUCGCGCUCGAAGCGACGACGACGCGCGCGACGACGGCGGCGGAGGAGGCGAGCUUCUACCGAACGACGUACAGCCCGAACGACGCGACGACGUGCGAGGUCGGGCCGUACGGGUGGUUCUGCGAGCCGUCGAACAUCGAGUACUCGACGCAGAUUUGGGACCCGAACACGGCGUACGAGGCGGACGACGUGACGGCGUCGACGAGCGAGUGCGCGUACUGCGGGAUUUGCGCGACGUGCGAGACGGGAAACUUGACGUGCGUGCGAAACGCGGCGGCGGUGUGUUACGAAUCGUGCACGGACGAUGAGGUGAGGGCGCGGUUGGCGACGUGUGACGUGGAGAUGGAGACGUGCAUGUCGCUGUAUCACGACGUGGUGCGGUACGAUUUGCGAGAGAGCGUGGGAUACGCGUACGAGUUUUACGUCAACGAGUUCAACGGUAGCGACGCGUGGCUGGGGACGCGGAGCGAGCCGUGGAAAACGCUAGCCAGGGCCGAACGCAGGGUGCGGUUCAUACGAACGGUGACGGAGGCGAGCGGGUUGGGGAAGGAGUUAUCGGCGCCGAUUCAGGUGUGGAUACGAGACUUGAAGGCGGACGGAGGCUUGGACGCGAAAAACAACACGCACAACGGGCGGUACUCGGGGAAGACGUACUUGAAAUAG
Messenger RNA from Ostreococcus lucimarinus CCE9901, 729 nucleotides. RefSeq lists its product with no specific name. The record is from RefSeq and is a predicted model, not a curated record. NCBI's taxonomy places the organism in Eukaryota, Viridiplantae, Chlorophyta, Mamiellophyceae, Mamiellales, Bathycoccaceae. The transcript has a single exon. The coding region runs from base 1 to 729 and encodes 242 amino acids.